GAGGAUAAUUGCUUAAUAAUUCUCAAAGAUUUUUCCAUUUUUGUUUCUCAGCUAAAACCGCAAAGAGCUUGUGGCUUCUUCUUCUACUCAAUCUUCACUCUCUCUCGCUCUCUCUCCCCGCCGUGUUUUGCUCGUCGGCCGCCUCCUCUUCAUACCUCCGUAGCGCUAUAAUCUUAAUUAUGGCUCACAUGGUUUGCUUCUCCACGUCUGCUUCGUCUCUUCGAUUCAACUCCCUCGACGUCGCUCCCAACCCUGGUUCUUCUUGUGGUGUUCCCAAGAUUUCUCUUCCUUUUCACCCUUUGAGUUCCGGGCAAUUAAGAAAGUCAAUUGGAAAUGGAAAAUCGCUACAGAAUUCUCCUGUGAGAGCUGUCUAUUCCAGUGAGUCUUGGAUGCCAACUAGGAGCUCCCGGCAGGGAAUUUGGUCCAUUAGAGAUGAUUUGCAAGUUCCAUCUUCACCAUACUUCCCUGCAUAUGCACAAGGACAGGGGCCACCUCCAAUGGUGCAGGAGCGCUUCCAGAGUGUUAUUAGUCAGCUUUUUCAGCAUAGAAUAAUACGUUGUGGUGGAGCCGUUGAUGAUGACAUGGCGAAUAUAAUAGUUGCUCAACUUCUUUAUCUUGAUGCUGUUGACCCUAACAAGGACAUUGUCAUGUAUGUAAAUUCCCCUGGUGGAUCAGUUACUGCUGGAAUGGCCAUCUUUGACACAAUGAGACAUAUCCGGCCUGAUGUUUCCACUGUCUGCGUUGGACUGGCAGCUAGUAUGGGGGCAUUCCUUCUUAGUGCUGGGACCAAAGGAAAAAGAUACAGUCUGCCAAAUUCAAGGAUUAUGAUCCAUCAGCCUCUUGGUGGAGCUCAAGGUGGGCAAACUGAUAUAGAUAUUCAGGCAAAUGAAAUGCUGCAUCAUAAAGCAAACUUAAAUGGCUAUCUAUCCUACCACACUGGUCAAAGCCUUGAGAAGAUCAACCAAGACACUGACCGUGAUUUCUUCAUGAGUGCUAAAGAAGCCAAAGAUUAUGGACUUAUAGAUGGUGUUAUUUUGAAUCCUCUCAAAGCUCUCCAACCUUUGACAGCUUCAGCAGACAGUAAAGAUGAGUCUGGUGUGCAAACUUCAGCUGCAAGCUAAUAUGGGUCUGGUUGGUGAGGUCCUGCUUUGUUGUAGAGUUUAGUGUAAGAACCCACAAUUUUUUUUUUCUCCUCUGAGACUGAGGGAAAUAGAUAUUUUAUUUUGUUUGAUUAUGUAAUGGUACACGUAAUCAUUAGUCAAUGCAGUUUUCCUUUCUUGUU
This is a messenger RNA of Ziziphus jujuba (common jujube), 1282 nucleotides long. RefSeq names its product ATP-dependent Clp protease proteolytic subunit 5, chloroplastic. Gene Ontology annotation, molecular function: serine-type endopeptidase activity; ATP-dependent peptidase activity; ATPase binding. The record is from RefSeq and is a predicted model, not a curated record. Gene Ontology annotation, biological process: protein quality control for misfolded or incompletely synthesized proteins. Bases 180 to 1121 code for a protein of 313 amino acids. NCBI's taxonomy places the organism in Eukaryota, Viridiplantae, Streptophyta, Magnoliopsida, Rosales, Rhamnaceae. Gene Ontology annotation, cellular component: endopeptidase Clp complex. The transcript is spliced from 10 exons.